This is a messenger RNA of Monodelphis domestica (gray short-tailed opossum), 2358 nucleotides long. It is a transcript of the gene COMMD7, whose product is annotated as COMM domain containing 7. Gene Ontology annotation, biological process: negative regulation of DNA-templated transcription; tumor necrosis factor-mediated signaling pathway. The record is from RefSeq and is a predicted model, not a curated record. Gene Ontology annotation, molecular function: NF-kappaB binding. Lineage: Eukaryota; Metazoa; Chordata; Mammalia; Didelphimorphia; Didelphidae.
AGGGGAGGAGGCGGGCCACACGCGGGUGCGCGCGCAACGUGUGGCGACGGAGUUGAAACCGAGGCUAGCGGAGGCUGCAGUGGCGACCCGGCCUGGGGUGCAUCUACGAAGAACAGAGCGGUGGCACGCGCGCGCAGGCGCGCGUGUGACCAUGGGGCGUUUUCACUUCACCCGGGACCCCAUCCCCGAGUCCGUAGGGAACGAUAUGCUGCACUUGAACCAGCUCAGCUCGGAGCAGUUUGCAGCACUGACCGAAGUGAUUUUCUAUUUCUUGGUUCAACCCAAGGAGGUUGAAACAUUCCUGGCUAAAUUGUCUGAUUUUGCUGUCACCAAUCAGAUCAGUCUUGGGCCCUUAAAGAAUAUUGUGAAAAGCCUUCUCCUAGUGCCCAAUGGUGCCUUGAAGAAGAAUAUGACUGCUGAGCAGGUCAGAGCAGAUUUCAUUACUCUGGGCCUCGGUGAAGAGAAAGCCACUUAUUUUUCUGAGAAGUGGAAGCAGAAAUCUCCCAUACUUGCACGAUGGGCAAUAGGACAGACAUUGAUGAUCAACCAGCUUAUAGAUAUGGAAUGGAAAUUUGGAGUGACAUCAGGGAGCAGUGAACUGCAGAAAGUUGGGAGUAUUUUUUUACAAUUGAAGCUGGUGGUUAAAAAAGGAAACCAGACUGAAAACGUGUAUAUAGAGUUAACCCUGCCUCAAUUCUAUAACUUCCUGAGUGAGAUGGAACGUGUCCGAGCCAGCAUGGAGUGUUUCUGCUGAAGGUGAAGGAAGAAGGCGUGGAGGAAUAGCUUGUUUAUCCUAGUGGCCUGCUCUGUAAUAGUGAGAGGGCCAGGGGAUUCCCAGAAAGAGCCACAGUUCUGUAUUAGGGAGCCCAGUGCAAUUACCACAUAAACUCAUGAUUCAUGAAAUAACCAUUCCUCACACAGGCCAUGUCUCAAAUAUUUAAACCACAGGAGUCCCACUUUGGAGAGGGAGAGAAAUCAAAAGCUAAUUUUUGACACUCUUCCUUUCUCACUUUCCAGAACUUCCAUUUCUCAAACCUCUAAGAUUAGCAGUCAAAUUACAGAACACAAUUAACCUGAAAUUAUGCAAGGGGACACCUCACUGUCAGCAUCCUGAGAGCCAGAAUCUGGGGAAGGAAAUAUUUUAUAUGUAUGCAUUGAUUAUGUAUAGUAGGAAAUCUGUCAUAUACGACCCUAUUUUAAUGAUAUAUCUGUAUAUAAACCCAAGAUAGCUCCUCUUUCAAAGACUUCUGUUCUUUGAAGGCCUUCACUCAGUCUGUCCUGUAUUUGCCUUCAAGAAGGUCAUCAUCUUCUGAGCACACUUAGGAGCCUUUUACCUUGGCUGAGUAGCCACUGAACAGUUCUGCCUUAUCUAAGUUUCCAAAAAAGGGUUUGAAGAAGAGGCCUUGAUCUUCUUGUCCAUGUGCACUGCAUUAAAGAUCCCUUUCUUUUUUGAGGAUUUAUGGUAUUAAUUUUAGGAGACAAGAUGAUCAAAAUUUGGGUUGGACCUAAACACAGAGACCAGGAAAGAGAGAAAAAUACAUCUAAAGCCUGGAGGAGCAAGGCAAUAGUGCCUUUAGGUUAAAGCCUUGUGGAAAAGGGGCUCAGAGAUUUAAAGCCUCCUUCAAGACCUUGGAGGCCAUCUGGUCUGGCAUCCUCUUUUUUUUUUUUUUUUACAGUUGAAGAAACUGAGGCCCAGAGAGGGUAAAUGACUUGCCCUGCUCACACAGGUAGCCACUCUAGGAUUUGAAUUUAGGUCCUUCUACUCCAAAUUCUGUACCUCUGUACCUAUUGCCUUUUCCAUGGGAAGAUGUAUAUGCUUUGCUGUUUACAAGGGUCUUUAAUUUCCAACUUAGCAUAUCACAUUUCACAAAUUAUUGAUUAGAACAUUAAGAACUUGAAGGGACCUUGAACCAUAGCAUGUCCAGGUGAGGAGGGACCUUGGAAAUCAUUUCAUCUUAUCUGUUUUUAACCUGGAAUUCAUGAACUUAAAUUUUUUUUAGAACUAUUUCAGUAUACUUGAUUUCCCUUAUAAUUCUGUGCAUUUUACAGUACACAUUUUAUAACAUUAUACUGUGAAGGAAUCCAUAACUCAAAAAAUGUUGAGGAUCCCUUAUCUAAUCUGAUUCACAGCAGUUCAGGUCAAUCUCCUUUUUCUAUCCUCUGUUUUCUAAGGAAUUGUAUACGUUGGUUGAUGCUUAUCAAAUUCAUAAUAAAAAAAAAAAAGAAAUUGUCUAAUUCAACCAUCCUCUUCCAUUUUACAGAUAAGGAAACAGGUCCAUGGAGGCAAUUGCCUUUUUUUUCCCCCAGAUUUUUUUUUCUAAUUGAAAAUUUAUAUUUAAUAAAUUAAUUUAGAAUAUU